Molecule: messenger RNA, 1857 nt
Organism: Ostreobium quekettii
Lineage: Eukaryota; Viridiplantae; Chlorophyta; Ulvophyceae; Bryopsidales; Ostreobiaceae
Source: the annotation of a GenBank genome assembly
AUGUUGACGGCAACCAAUCCUGCUGCUGCAAAGAAUAUUGCACGGUUCAAUAUGAAGGAGCGGUGCUACAAGUUCGAGCCCAUGGUGGAACAGACAAUGGUGCACUAUGCAACAGACGGCUGGUUGUUGCACAAAGCCAAUGACGAGGCCAAGAAGCAGAUAGACAUGGAAAAGCUGCAAGAAGAUGCUCUCAUGAAGUUUCAGGCUGAGAUGGACAGGGCAGUGUCCGAAAAAAAGGACGAAGGCGUCGAAACAGAGCCACCCGACGACAGCAGGCAGCUUCGAAAUCAAUUCAACUUCAGCGACAGGGCAGCACAAACCUUCAACAACCCAAUGAGGGAGCGUGCAACCUUCACAGAGCCACCUCCCACAUCGGCAAUGGCUGGAUCAGUCUCACAAUGGGAAAUAUACGACCAGUACAUUCAAGACAUCGAGAGGCAGAAAGUCCAGGAGGAGAUCAACAAAGCAAAGGCAGCCGCAAAGAAGGGUGGCGCGGUGCCUUCCCAGGCCCCAAAACCCUCCGCAGAGGAGGAAGACGAAAACAAAGACACCUCCAAUACCAUUCAAGGGCCAGAGAUGAGCCGCGCGGCUCACGUGCUGGAAAGGAUGGUCAACCAGAACACAUUUGAUGAGCUGUCAAUGGACUUUAAGUACUGGGAUGACGCAACGGAUGCACUUCGAGAAGCGGAGGGCACCCUGCUGCCCCUGUGGAAAUUCUCCAACGAGAUGACCAGGCGGCGGCACGUCACAUCCCUUUGCUGGAACCCCCGGCACCUCGACAUGUUCGCUGUGGGGUAUGGCAGCUACGACUUCCUCAAGCCCAGCAGCGGCCUGAUCUGCAUCUACUCCAUGAAGAACGCCUCCUACCCGGAGUACACGUUCACCACCGAUUCGGGCGUCCUGUCCGUGGACUUCAACCCCGAGCGCGACAACCUGCUGGCUGUGGGGUGCUACGAUGGCUCGGUGCUUGUCUUCGACGUGUCCAAAAAAAUCAACAAGCCAGUGUACCAGUCGACCAUAAAGAACGGCAAGCGAAGCGACCCGGUGUGGCAGGUGUCCUGGCAGCCAGACGAGAGCUCCAAGCUGCCUCAGUUCUAUUCCGUCUCCAGCGACGGGCAUGUGGACUUGUGGACGGUGACGAAGGCGGAGUUGAUGCACGAGGAGGUCCUGAGCCUGAGGAUGGUGCCGCGUGCGGGGGACGGUGAGGCGGGAGGCGAAGCUCGGGCGGGGAGCCUGGCGAGGGGUUGCUGCUUCGAUUUCAGCAAGGCCAACGCCUUCAUCUACCUCGUGGGAACGGAGGAGGGCCGCAUCCACGAGUGCUCCAAGGCCUACAGCUCGGAGUACCUGAACACUUUCGACGGCCAUGGCAUGCCCAUAUACUCCGUGAAGUGGAACUACAUCCACACCAAGAUGUUCCUCACCGCCUCCGCGGACUGGUCCGUCAAGCUGUGGAACAGCACCUCCCCGGAGAAGAACGUCAUGGCCUUCGACCUGGGAAGCCCCGUGGGGGACGUGGCCUGGGCGCCGUACUCCUCAACAGUUUUCGCGGCCGUCACUGACGAGGGCAAGGUGCACGUGUACAACCUGUUCCGCAACAAGCACGAGGCAAUGUGCGAGCAGAAGAUCAUCAAGAAGGGGCGGCUGACCAAGCUGGAGUUCAACCCCAGGCACCCCAUCGUCAUCGUGGGGGACGACAGGGGCUGCGUGACGUGCCUGAAGCUGUCCCCCAACCUCAGGAUGACGUCACAGCCGGAGAAGGGGCAGAAUUUCGAGGAGAUGGAGGUGCAGAAGCUGGACAAGGUGAUUGAGGUGGCGCUGAAGAGUGUUGUGGGAGGCGAGGGGGGUGAAAAGAUCUGA